AUGCUGAACUAUAAUGAUAGAUUUAUGAAGAAAACUAAGGAUAACUCACACAUGUUUUCUCUAAAAACUAAAAGAUACAAUGAUCAAGAAAAUAACCAAAUGAAUGAAAAUGAAUUCUCCGAAAUAGGAAAGAACAUUGAUAAAAUUUUUGACGAAGAUGUAGAAAAUAUAAAAUUUGACAUUGAUAGGGAAUCACAUUUUUUUGUAAAAAACACGGAAUUAGAUGACCCUCCAGAAGAAUGUGCAAAAUAUGAUAAUAUGUCUGACACAAUAGAUAGUAAAUACAAAAAAAUAAAAAUAUUAUAUGACCCAACAACAUGUGGACCUUAUAUCUGUUGUAUUGCUAUUUUAUCUAAAGAAGAAAAUGAACAAAUUGAAUUUAUUUAUCCAGAUAUAAUAGACAUAAAAAAAAAUGAUAAUUUUUUUAGAGUUAAUGAUGAAAACAAUUUUAAAACAAUAACACCAUUUAAUGUUUGGUAUAGAUAUGAAGGGGACUGGGUGAAUGAUAUAAAGAUGUUAAUUUUAGAAAGAAUAUAUUUAUUUAAUGAAAUUAAUUCGAAUAAUAUCCCUCUUGAUUUUAACAAUGAUCAAACUAAUAUUUUCAAUAAGGAAUACAACAUUAUGUAUGGGGAUAGUGGUAAUAGAUAUUAUAUAAUAUCUUUAAAUUAUUUAGAAAAUUGCAAAUAUAAGGAAAUUAUUAUUAUAAGUCAAAUUCCAUAUUAUGAUUUUAUAUACACACGAUUUUUUCCCGUUGCACAAUCAUUAGUAAUGAACACAGUUAAAGAGAAAAGGGAUGAAGAAAAUAAUGACAAAGUAGAAAACUUUGAUAUGAAUAUUGAUAAGAGGUGGGACGAUGAAAUGGAUAUUAUAGUAGAUGAUAAUGAAAAAAGAAUAAAUUAUGAAAAAUUAAAAAACUUUGUUGAUUAUUUUAACACAGGAAAAAUAUUGGAAUAUAUAACUUAUGAGGAUUAUUAUGUAAGUCUAGAAAAUAGUAUUGAAAAUGUGAAUAAUAUGAAAAUAAAAAAUAUUUUAAUUUUUUUAAAAGCAAUAUUGUUAGAAAGAAAAGUAGCUUUAGUGAGUUCCAAAAAAGGGAAUACAUAUGAAAAAUUAUUAUUGUUUUUGUCAUUUAUACCUGAUAUUAUAAAUUUUGGAUUUAACAUAAAAAAUUAUAAAGGAAAGUUUGACGAAUGGAUAAAACUUAAGUUACCAUUAAUUUUAUUUCAUGGACAAUAUAUAUUGUUAUUACAUAUAAAUAACCUUCAAUUAUUUAAUGAAUACACAUUUGGAAAGAAUUAUUUAAUAUCGACAAACACAGAUAGCGAUGUAUAUAAAUAUGUAAAAGAUGUGACAGAUGUGUUAUAUGAUAUAGAUAAAGAUGAAAUAUUUAUAAAAAAUGAAGAUUUAAAAAAUGUAUUAACAUUAACUAAAUAUGAAAUUAAUUAUUUAAAAACAAUUAAUUUAUCUUAUAAAUCUUUUUUUAAUUUUUCUUCGAUACUUUUUGAAAAUAUUAAACAGUAUAAUAAUAAAAGUAGUAUUUCUUCAAAUAAGGAUGCUUCUAACACAUACUCUCAAAAUAACGCUUUUCAACAUAAUACCAACAAAAAAAAUGAUGCACCUUUUUAUGAAGAUAUGAAAAAUUAUUAUGUUACUAUUACUAAUAAUAAUAAAGGAAAACCUAUUAUGGAUAGUAAUCAGGGUUAUGUAAUUAACAAUCAGAAUAAUAUUUAUUCAAAUUGUGUUCAAAGUGUGCAUAUGAAUGAUGAAGUUAAUAAAUUGGAUGAACAAAAUGGUUUGAAAAUAGAUGUAUCACAAUGCUAUAAUAUAGAAAAAGAUAAUUAUGAAGAUGUAGGAGCAACAUCACAUGUAAAUAUAGAUAAAAAUGCUAGUAAAAAUAUUAAUGCAUAUGAACAAUGUUGCAGUCCAAUUAGAUAUAUAGAUGAUGAAGAUGAUGUAUAUAUAAUAGAUAUUAAAUCGUUAAAUAUACAACAACGAAAUAGCUAUAAUUUGAGUAUUAUUAAGAGGGAAGAAAAUAUAUCAAAUAAUAGCAUAAAUUAUAUAAAAGAAAAUGAAGAAAAUAAUGAAUUAAAAAAACAAAAUAUUACAGAAUUAAGAAAUCAUUUUCAUAAAUAUUUUGACGAGUUUUUUAUGUUAAGUAAAAAAAAUUAUGAAGAAGGUGUAAAAGAGACAAGAGAAAAAUAUAACAAUAAUUAUAAUAUUCAUUUUCUUGAAAUGUGGAAUGAAACUUCAAAUUAUAAUUUUUUUAUAGAAAAAGAUUUAAAACUAAAUAAUUUUUUAAAAAUUUCAAAAGAAAAUAAUAUAUUACUUGAUAAGGAAGAUAUAGAAAAUUAUGAUUUUAUAGAUGAUAUAUUAAUUAUUGAAAAAAAAAACAAACAACUGGAAAAUGAAGCUGAAAAUGAAAAUAUAGAUAAAACAAAAAAAGAAAUAAACAAAAAUUUAAUAGAUGUUUUAUUAAUAUCAUUAAAAGGUUAUGUAUAUGAAGGAACUUAUUGCAAAUUAAAAAAGUGCAAAGAAGGAAUUGGAAAACUUAUAUAUAAUACACAUUGUAUAACAUUUUAUGGAGAAUGGAAAGAUGAUCAAAUAAAUGGUUCAGGUCAUUUAUUGUAUUCUGAUAAAUUCAAAUAUUUUGGUAAAUUUAAAAAUAACUUAUUUAAUGGCAAUGGGUUAUAUGUUGAUUGCUUAUUAAAUCAAUAUGAGGGGGAAUUUUCAAAUGGUCUUUUUAAUGGUAAUGGGAAACUUAUAUUUAAUAAAAAUACAUAUAUUGGUAUAUAUAAAGAUAAUGAUUUAGUUGGAAAAGGGAAAAUUAUUUAUGAAAAUGGAAGUAUUUAUACAGGGCAAAUAAAAAGUUUCUUACCACAUGGAUAUGGAUUUUUAUCUUAUAAUGAUACUACAGUAUUUGAAGGUGUUUUUUGGGAAGGAAAAAAAAAUGGAAAUGGGCUUUUAACUAUAAAAAAUAAUCCAGAUUCUAAUGAAAUGUUAUGUAUUGAAGGGAAAUGGAAUAAUGAUGAACCUGAAUUAAAAAAAAGUUUUCAUAUAAUAUUUCCUAACAAAGAUAAAUAUAUAGGCAAAAUUUAUAUUUUACCUUUUGGUAUAUAUAAAAAGAACAAUCCAAAUUGUCACUAUUUAUAUAGUAAAAAUAAAAUACCUAAUAACAUAAGUAAACAAUUACAUGAUGUAAGAAAUUUUAUUGAAACGAACAUAUCCAAUACAGAUAGUAUUAAUAAUGAGACAAAUUUUAUAUCUCCACAAAGUAAAAAUUUAACUACGGAUAAUAAAAUAGAAAAUAAACUAUUUUCAAAUGGUGUUAUAAAUAUCAUAAAAUCAGUUAUUCGAAACUCUGAUGAUAUUAACAAUUUAGAAAUAAGACCCGAUAGUAAUAUGAAUAAUAAAAAAUCAAAAGAAGAUGAAACACACUCUUUGUCAGAUGAUAUAACAAAGACAAUACAAAAUAAUUCUUCAAAUAAUAAUGGCUGUAACCUAGAAGAUAGUGAAAAUGAUUCUACACAAAUAAAUUUUAACGAAAAGCUUGAAAUUUAUACAAGGAAAAAAGAAACAAAAUUAUUGAAAAAAUGUUGGGACGUAUUGGAUAAAAAUUGGAUCACUAAAAUUGAAAAUAAGUUAAAAAAAAAUGAUAAAGUUGUUGAAUAUCUGAAAGAAAAACAAAUAUAUCUUAUACCCCAUAAUAAGGGGUUAAGCAUAAUAUGUAAUAAUAAUAGUAGCAGUAAUGACGACGCUAAAAAAGAAAGCUACGAUGGAAUGUUCCUUUUAGGAAUGAAGCAUGGUUAUGGAAUAUUUUUUUAUGAUAAUAUAAAUAGAUAUGAAGGAUAUUGGUAUAAAGGAAUGAAACAUGGAUAUGGAAUUUUAUAUGAAGGGAAUAAUAUAUAUUAUACUCAUUUUAAUUAUGAUAAAUUAAUUAAAAAAGAGCAAAUAAUGCAUGAAGAGUUAUGUGAUUAUAAACCUAAAAAAGAUAAACCCAAUGAAGAACAAAAUUAUAAUGAUUUUUUAAUUAACCAAUCCUUUUUUGAUUAUAAGGAUGUUUUAUUCCGAGCCCUGAGUAAUUAUCUUUAA
Messenger RNA from Plasmodium vinckei vinckei, 4086 nucleotides. Its product is annotated as conserved Plasmodium protein, unknown function. NCBI's taxonomy places the organism in Eukaryota, Apicomplexa, Aconoidasida, Haemosporida, Plasmodiidae. The record is from RefSeq and is a predicted model, not a curated record. The coding region runs from base 1 to 4086 and encodes 1361 amino acids. The transcript has 3 exons.